Molecule: messenger RNA, 1539 nt
Organism: Drosophila persimilis
Lineage: Eukaryota; Metazoa; Arthropoda; Insecta; Diptera; Drosophilidae
Gene: SiaT
Product: beta-galactoside alpha-2,6-sialyltransferase 2
Exons: 7
Coding region: 109-1467 (452 amino acids)
Molecular function (GO): sialyltransferase activity
Source: RefSeq, a predicted model, not a curated record
UUCGAGCAGCGGAUACGGAUGCCAGCGCCAUUUGAGCGCUCCAGACUUCUCUUAAGCUACUUAAAUAUUAAUUGAGAACACUGCCGGAAGGGGUAUUAUGUGUGGAAAAUGUGGCAAGUGAAACGCGCAUUGUCGGGUCAGUGUCAGACCCUACUCGGUGUCCUCCUUCUGAGCGCCGCGUUAAUAAUUCACAGCGCACAAAUCGGAGGAGCCGCGAAAGCUCAGCCGAGACUCGAACCCGGCGUGGGUGAGGUGAAUAGCGCCGAGGCGGUCAACGAAAAUGGACGUGGAAAUGUGUCGAGGCGACUGCCGCGGAGUGUGUUCCAUGUGCGAUGGAAUCCCAACGAAAAGUUCGUUGUGGAGAGUCGCGAGAGUCCGGCCAUCAACUCCUCCAAGCUGGCGCCACAUCCGCGGCUGAAGGUCUCCAAGAACACGAAGCUGACGCUCAGCCCCAAGCUGUACCUGUGCCACGACAAGUACUCGGAGCUGUGCCACAACAAGACGCAGCAGUUCCGGCAGCGCAUCGUCCAGACCUUCGAGAAGUCCAUGAGCGAGUCCUUCAACGACUCCCAGCCCAAUCCCUACCACGUCGACUACAAGCCCGUGUUCGGGGACAGCUUCGAGGAGCAGUACUAUCCCUCCACCUGCCUGGUCAUGGAGGCGGGCGUGCGGGUACUCCGCCGUAAAGACAAACCCUUCGAUAAGGUUCCCUUCGGCCGCCUCUUUCCGCGCCAGAAGCUCUUUCGCAACAUCAAGAACAUCAAGACGUGUGCGAUUGUCUCCAGCGCGGGCUCCCUGGCCGGCUCCAAGCUGGGUCGCUUCAUCGACACGCACGACAUUGUGAUGCGAUUCAAUCAUGCGCCUACGCAAGGACACGAGGUGGAUGUUGGCAGCAAAACCACAAUUCGUGUGGUGAAUUCUCAAGUGGUCACCAAGCCCGAGUUUGACUUCGCCCACGCUCCCAUCUUUCGCAAUGUGACGAUCGCCGCCUGGGAUCCAGGCAAGUACAACGGGACGUUGGAGGACUGGCUCACCAGCGCGGACUAUGACCUGUUCAGCAACUACGAGAUCUAUAGGCGUCGCUAUCCCAAGUCGCGGGCCUUCCUUAUUGAUCCCCAUUCCGUGUGGCGACUGUGGCAGACACUGCAGAUGUUUGCCGGAAACCGUUCUAUUAGGCGUAAUCCACCCAGCUCGGGUUUCAUCGGUCUGGCCCUGCUCUUGCCCCAUUGUCCUCAGGUGGACUUUGUGGAGUAUAUUCCCUCCACGCGGCUCAAUGGACGCUGUCACUACUACAGCAAGGAGAUGAAUGCCGCCUGUACAUUCGGCUCUUGGCAUCCCCUGGCCGCCGAGAAGCUGAUGACAUUGGACAUGAAUACGGCGGAUGACAUGUCUGUCUUCCAGUUUGGCAUAUUGCGUAUACGCAGGCCGGACAAACUGCUCUGCGGCUUCAACUUCUUUGGCUAUUGAGGAAGGCGAGCCAGCAGCGGAAGCAGAGCUGACGGACAAUCGACGUGCAUUUAAUCAGCGGUUUUCACCAAG